AUGAGUUUCCUCACCUUUAAUCCCUUCAAGAGGGAACGCCAGAACUUCCCAGGAGUCGUGAUUCCUCUAUCUGAGGCUCCGCUCCGCUCCCACCCUGUCGAAUUUGAAAAGGAGAAGGACGACUCCUCUAUCGACCAACCCAAGCCCUUGGAUCGCGCCCCCUCUGCAGAGAAUGGCUCUGCCGGCUCUCUGCCCGAGACCAGCCACUUGACUAUUGAAGCUCUCCGCGCGGAGAUCGACGCCGAGUCAUCGACUGCCGGCCUAGACUCGAUGUAUGACCGCAAAGCCAGGGUGAUCAACAGGGCUAUCCAGGAUAUCGGCAUGGGCCGGUACCAGUGGGAGCUUUUCGCCCUCUGCGGUUUUGGAUGGACUGCAGACAAUCUCUGGCUUCAGGGAGUUGCCCUAACUCUGACCCCCAUUCAAAAUGAGUUCGGUCUCGGAGAAUCUGAAGUCCGUUUCACUACUUGCGCUCUGUUUGUUGGUCUUUGCAUCGGUGCCUCCUUCUGGGGUGUCGCCUCUGAUAUCGUUGGUCGUCGUCUGGCUUUCAACUGCACUCUUUUCCUGGCUGGUGUCUUCGGUCUAGCUUCGGGCGGUGGUCCCAACUGGGUUGGUACUUGUGCUCUGUACGCCUGUCUGGGUCUCGGCGUCGGCGGUAACUUGCCUGUCGAUGGUGCCACAUUCUUGGAAUUCUUGCCCUGUGAAUCUGGUAGCUAUUUGACCAUGCUGAGCGUCUUCUGGCCUAUCGGUCAACUGAUCGGCAGUCUGUUUGCCUGGGCCUAUAUCCCUCUCUUCAGCUGUGACCCCACCGUGGAGACCUGCACCAAGGAGAACAACAUGGGCUGGCGCUAUCUGGUCCUCACCCUUGGUGCCAUCACCUUUGCCAUGUUCUGCGCUCGAUUCUUCCUCUUCCACCUGUACGAGUCGCCAAAGUAUCUGCUGUCUCGCGGCCGCCAGGACGAGGCUGUUGCUUCAGUUCAUGGCAUUGCCUACCGGAACAAAGCCAAGACCUGGUUGACCUCCGAAAUCCUCAACGAAAUCGGUGGUAUCGCUGAGACCAAGGAAGAGGAGAAGCUCUCCGUUGGCGAGAUUAUCAAGCGAUUCUUCUCCAAGUUUUCGAUGGAACGUAUUGGACCUCUCUUUGCCAACAAGCGUCUGGGAUUCACCACCGUCCUCCUCUGGUUCUGCUGGACAACCAUCGGCAUGGGAUACCCUCUCUUCAACGCUUUCCUGCCCCAGUACCUUGGAAGCUCUGCCAGCUCGACCUAUAUCACCUACCGCAACUAUGCCAUCACCUCGAUCGUUGGUGUCCCCGGCUCCGUGCUGGCCUGCUAUACUGUCGAGAUCAAGUAUAUUGGUCGUAAGGGUACCAUGGCCAUUGCCACUCUCAUCACUGGCGUUUUGCUAUUCUGCUUCACUGCCUCUACGGACUCCAACGUCCAGCUUGCCUGCACCUGUCUCGAGGCCUUCUUCCAAAACAUCAUGUAUGGUGUCUUGUACGCCUACACUCCCGAAGUCUUCCCCGCCCCAAACCGUGGCACCGGUACCGGUAUUGCUAGCUGCCUGAACCGUAUUGCCGGUCUCUGUGCCCCGCUGGUCGCCAUCUAUAGCAGUAACACCAGCCCCACGGCACCCAUCUAUGCUUCUGGUGGUCUGAUUCUCGCAUCCUUCGUGGCGAUGAUCUUCCUUCCUAUCGAGACUCGUGGCAAACAGGCCCUCUAA
Penicillium atrosanguineum is the source of this 1719-nucleotide messenger RNA. RefSeq lists its product as uncharacterized. Bases 1 to 1719 code for a protein of 572 amino acids. The transcript is spliced from 3 exons. Gene Ontology annotation, molecular function: transmembrane transporter activity. Gene Ontology annotation, biological process: transmembrane transport. The record is from RefSeq and is a predicted model, not a curated record. NCBI's taxonomy places the organism in Eukaryota, Fungi, Ascomycota, Eurotiomycetes, Eurotiales, Aspergillaceae.